AUGGGGCUUUUUUUGGCCCCUCCGGUGCCCUCAAUCUGUCUGAUGGUCACUUGGGGUCGUUUGACUGGGCCGGCCAUGACCCUCGGCCUGCUGGGUGGCGUUGCCGGGGGCCUGAGCUCGUGGCUCGUCUACACGGCCUAUUUCGAUACCGGAUACAAGAAUUUCUUCGAUAACUCAGGUCGACCGACUGUGCUGUUGCGACACUCAUAA
Molecule: messenger RNA, 210 nt
Organism: Protopolystoma xenopodis
Lineage: Eukaryota; Metazoa; Platyhelminthes; Monogenea; Polystomatidea; Polystomatidae
Source: the annotation of a GenBank genome assembly